CACGCGCCACCCCCCAGGCCGCCGCUCACACAACGCGCUCUCCUUCCCGCCCACGCCGCCUCUCUCUCUCUCCGCUCUCCACUCCACUGCACGCUCGCUACUGCCACUGCCACCGACACUCUGCCUCACUCAUCGCCCGUACGCCAGCCGACCGAGUCGAACGCACCGCGUCUUCGAUGACAGCCAAGAGCAAGAGAGCCUCCGAACCCAGAAGAGCCAACAAACCGCUGAUGGAGAAACGCCGCCGCGCCCGCAUCAACCAAAGCCUGGCAGCCUUGAAAACCCUCAUCCUGGACUCCGCCAAGGCGGACAACACCAAGCACUCCAAGCUGGAGAAAGCCGACAUCCUCGAGCUGACAGUCCGCCACUUCCAAAGGCACCGCAGCCUGGACGUCAAAGGAGUCAACCAGUACAAAGCCGGCUACGCGGACUGCGUGCGCGAAGUCCAGCGGUACCUGGAGACCCCCGACGCGCAAACCAUGACCGUCAUGGACUCCGGCGUCCGCCAGAGACUGCUGCGCCACCUGGACAACUGCGUGUCGGAGGUGGACGUGGACAUCCGCAUCGCCGGUCAACCUGCGGAAGAAAGAACGCAACCGCCCGACUCCAGCACUCUGGAGGAAGUCAACAACAACCUGAACAACACCAGGUUGGAGCCCAAGGUCACAGAGCCGAUGCCUCCAGGGAAAAUGGUGAAGAACUACGACGGAAACUUUGUUCUGCUUCUGCCGGAGCAUUACGUUCAGCUGGCCAACGCGCUGGGGGUGAACCUGCGCCAAAAGACCGACCCUGGUACCUCCAACCUGGCGAACCCCCCUGAAACUCCGCACCUCGGUAAAGCGAUCGACUUCAGCAAAAACAACGACUGUGAUGGGUCCAUGUGGCGCCCCUGGUAGAUUUUUCAAGUGUGUUAAGUUGGUUUGUGCAAUCAAGACUUUACCAAAGACUUCUUCGUUAUUUAAUAUGUAACGAUAAUGUAAAUAGUUUUUAUGUUGUAUACAUGCAUAGGAAAUUGUAAUUUAUAUAAAAG
Molecule: messenger RNA, 1030 nt
Organism: Brassicogethes aeneus
Lineage: Eukaryota; Metazoa; Arthropoda; Insecta; Coleoptera; Nitidulidae
Source: the annotation of a GenBank genome assembly